Sapajus apella (tufted capuchin) is the source of this 3588-nucleotide messenger RNA. It is a transcript of the gene TMC5, whose product is annotated as transmembrane channel like 5. NCBI's taxonomy places the organism in Eukaryota, Metazoa, Chordata, Mammalia, Primates, Cebidae. Bases 826 to 3066 code for a protein of 746 amino acids. Gene Ontology annotation, molecular function: mechanosensitive monoatomic ion channel activity. The record is from RefSeq and is a predicted model, not a curated record. The transcript has 16 exons. Gene Ontology annotation, cellular component: plasma membrane.
UAUGGUGUCCACGAAAUAAAAUAACCUCUGUAAAGGACUUUGACCGUUUUAUUGAGGUGAUGUCAAAAGAACAUUAAUAAGAGGGAGGAGUUAGGGUUCAGGUAGAAGGAAUUGCACAAUUUGGAACCUGAGUUAGGGCUUCAUCAUUGCACACUCAGUGGACAGAGGCCAUAGGUGCAGCUGUGAUAUUAGAGGUGGAAGACUGAUUUGCAUUUUAACCAGGUAAGACCCGGUUAUUCAUUGGUGGGUGAAGAAAAAGAUGAUAACCAGAGUGGUGUAAAACUGCAAUGAGCUCAGUAAACACCCCCUCCCCAUGAUCUGGGUGGCAUCCCGCCCAGCCAUGUGACCAAGACAGCAAGGAAUGCUGUCUUUAAGGAGACACAGCACAGAGGCAGAAAAAGAUGGCCCUUACCGGUUAGUUAAUAAGAAAAAGAGGACCUGUUGCCUGUCCCUCUGGCUUUGAACCACAAAAUGAAGAGGAAUUUUAUCUGGAUUUUCCUGCAGGACUGAGGGCAGGACAUGAGGCUCUGCCUACAGUCAGCCACUUGGAAUAUUCAGACUUCAAACCAGCAUUGCAGAUUAUAACCCUCCAUAAAUCACCCACAGCCCAACCCCUAUCAAAUGCCAGACUGAAACACUCAUGGACAUGUGACUUCAGUGUUCCCAACAUCUUAAGAUCAACUUGGUUUAUGCAACGUUUGAAUUGAUUUGGGACAAAGCAAGAACAAUAAGGGUAAAAAAGUGGAAAAAAAAAAAAGAAAGAUCCCUGAGUAAUUGCAAAUGCUGGGACAGUUUACCACUCCAGGGUGAAGAGUCCGUACCAACAUGUCUGCCUACUACAGGAAUAACGGGUUUGAGGAAGACCCAGAUUACCUUGACUAUUCAAGGUCUCCGAACCGUACACAAGGGUAUUUGAAAACUCAGCGUUAUCCAGAUGCUCUGGGUCCUCCAAACAAUCCACACAACCCCGGCACCAGGAACAAUCCAUACUCUGUAGACUCCAGAGAACGUCCAGACUAUCCUGGGUCUCUGAGUAAUCCAGACUAUUCUGGUACCAGAAGUGAUGCAUACUCUUCAGCCUCUAGAACAAGCCCAGACCAUCCUAUCUCUCUACCAGAGCCAGAUUAUAGUGAAUUUCAGAGUCAUCCGUACCACCGACCAUCAUCCAGACAGCCAGACUACCCUGGAUCUCAACGAAAUCCUGAUUUUGUAGGCUCCAGCAGCAGUGGAAACUAUGCAGGCUCCAGAACACAUCCAGAUUAUUUUGGCUCCUUAGGAGAACCGGACUACCCUAGAGCUCAGAGCAACUCUGAUCAUCCUGGACCCAGAGCCAACUUGAACCAUCCAGGCUCCAGAAGGAAUCUAAAACAUACAGGUUUCAGAAUCAAUCCGUAUACAGAUUCUCUGGGAGAGCCUGAUUAUCCAGGUGCUGAGAUUCAACCUAACUCUCCACCCUUUUUUGGGGAGCCAGAUUAUCCCAGAACUGAGGACAAUCAGAACUCAUCAAGCGCUUGGGGAGAACCUGAUUAUUCAGAUGCUGAGAAUGGUUAUGAUUAUGGCUCUUCUGAGACCCCAAAGAUGACCAGGCGGGUGCUCAGCAGAACAUCUUCAAUCCAGCCCUCAAAUCAUCACAGGAGUGAUGGCUCCUUGGGCAACCUUUGGGGAGAGAAUGAAGAUUACCCUGAAAGGAUUGAAAUGGCAUCCAUGGAGAUGGCAAACUCAUAUAGACACUCUCUGCCCGAUGCUCCUGGAAAUGGCUAUGGUAAGCAUUUAUUAAGCCAGGAUCAUAUCCUUUUAGCAUAUCCUGUAGGCAUUGAAACAAUCAGUACUUACGUGUUCAGAACCUACUGGAGGAAAAGGGAGUUCAGAGUUAACUCCAGAGGAGCUACUUCUGGGGUUUUCCAUCACGGGAGACUUCUGAGUGAGGCAGAAAGGGGUACAGUGUACAAGCCAGCUCUCCAUUCUCUCCUCCAUGCCCUGCAGUUCCUGAAGACACACAAGAACCCUGGGGCGGUGCUGUUACUGCCUUUCGUUGUGUCCUGCAUUAAUCUGGUCGUGCCGCGUAUCUACUCCAUGUUCAGGCUCGUGGAGAGGUACGAGAUGCCGCGGCACGAAGUCUACGUUCUCCUGAUCCGAAACAUCUUUUUGAAAAUAUCAAUCAUUGGCAUUCUUUGUUACUAUUGGCUCAACACUGUGGCCCUGUCUGGUGAAGAGUGUUGGGAAACUCUAAUUGGCCAGGAAAUCUACCGGCUCCUUCUGAUGGAUUUUGUGUUCUCUUUAGCCGAUUCCUUCCUGGGGGAGUUUUUGAGGAGAAUCAUUGGGAUGCAACUGAUCAAAAGUCUUGGAGUCCAGGAGUUUGACAUUGCCAGGAAUGUUCUAGAACUCAUCUAUGCACAAACUCUGGUGUGGAUUGGAAUCUUCUUCUGCCCCCUGCUGCCCUUUAUCCAAAUGAUUAUGCUUUUCAUCAUGUUCUACGCCAAAAAUGUCAGCCUGAUGAUGAAUUUCCAGCCUCCAAGCAAAGCCUGGCGGGCCUCACAGAUGAUGACUUUCUUCAUCUUCUUGCUCUUUUUCCCGUCCUUCACCGGGGUCUUGUGCACCCUGGCCAUCACCAUCUGGAGAUUGAAGCCUUCAGCUGACUGUGGCCCUUUUCGAGGUCUGCCUUUCUUCAUUCACUCCAUCUACAGCUGGAUCGACACCCUGAGUACACGGCCUGGCUACCUGUGGGUUGUUUGGAUCUAUCAGAACCUCAUUGGAAGCGUGCACUUCUUUUUCAUCCUCACCCUCAUUGUGCUAAUCAUCACCUAUCUUUACUGGCAGAUCACAGAGGGAAGGAAGAUUAUGAUCAGGUUGCUCCAUGAGCAGAUCAUUAAUGAGGGCAAAGAUAAAAUGUUCCUGAUAGAAAAGUUGAUCAAGCUGCAGGAUAUGGAGAAGAAAGCAAACUCCAGCUCCCUUGUUCUGGAAAGGAGAGAGGCGGAGCAACAAGGCUCUUUGCAUUUGGGGGAGCAUGACGGCAGUCCUGACUUGCGAUUUAGAAGAUCAGUUCAAGAAGGUAAUCCAAGGGCCUGAUGAUUGUUUUGGUAACGAGACACCAAUCAAAUAAGGAGAGCAGAUGAAAAUGGAACGAUUUCUUCCGUGCAACCUGUGCCUUUAGCAAUUGCCCAGAAGGAAAUCCAAGCCUUUAGCCAGGAGCGGAAACUGACUACAAUGUAAUUAUCAAAGUAAAAUUGGGCAUUCUGUGCUAUUUUUUACACCUGGAUUGCUGAUUUUUCAAGACAAAAUACUUGGGGUUUUCCAAUAAAGACUGUUGUAAUAUUGAAACGGGCCCACAAAAACCUAGGAAGAAAUAACUAGGGAAUAAUAUAUUUUAUCUUCAAGAAAUGUGUGCAUGAAUGAUUGGUUCUUAGGAAUCUCACCUGCCAGACUUCCCAGUCCUGGCAAAGGUUUAGGAACUGUUGUUAAGAAUAGUGGUCCAGCCUGAAUAAACAUGUAAUCCUUAAGCAGGGUGUGAAGCCUGCAUUUAUUUGUGACUUUGAACUAAAAACAUCCCCAUAUGUCCCAAAGUUGGAAUACAACCAGAGGUCUCAUCUC